CAUUUUGUAAGUCUCUUUCGUAAUCAUUUUCAGUAAAAUGAACUGAGCAGACAUAGCUUUUAUCUGAAUUAAGUUUGUCCUCUCUUCUACAUCAAACUAUGCACUCGUUCUGAAUAAUUAGGGACACUAGAUCUUUCCCUUUGGGAAAACGAUGAAAACUACAUUUUCAAGAACUUGCUUUUUCAUCAAAAUAGUUUUUAUUGCACCCAAACAUGACACAUCUCGUUCCAGGCAUACCUAACGUAUUUUUUGAUGUAACUUAUCCCACUGAAAAAGGUAAAAGAACUGUAUUUCUUAUCUUUACCUAUAUUAUUACGUGUAAUAUUUUGGCUCGCCUCCUAACUAAUAACACCGCUAAUAAGCAGCAUAAGUCUUUGUUUAAGGUGAAGCACAUACAAUUUUAAAGUAUUUGUUAAACCUUAAAAAUACUGUUUUGUCCAAAUUUUUUUUACAGAAAUACAAUUAACACAAAUAUAAGCGCACUACUCACUAGUUUAAAUUAUUUUAAUUGCUCAAAGAACACAAAAUACAACGGUUUAAUACGCCUCAAAUGCAUUGACAGAAUACACAAAAACCGUUAGAGGACUUCGCUUACAUCACAAGCGACCACGUCCGAUCCAUAAAUUUGGCGAAAGUAUCUCUUAUGGGAUUGGGCAAACCUAUUAGGUUUACGAUUCUUGGUCCUGUACUUGUCCUUGAUGAAAUGACAUCACAUUAGUAAAUAUAACCCCAUUUCAUUACUACAUAUCGGGUUUUAAAUUUAACUAAAUUGAAAAAUGCCCCUGCUAUGGUUAAAGCUAAAAGAAAAGGAACUCAUUUUAAAAGUAUCAGUGGGAAACACUUAAUUUUAGUGACGAAAAGAACUGAAAAUAGUAUAAAUAUUUCGGUAAAAUAUACCGACAAUUUGUUUUUCUAUAGAUACAUUGUUAUUUUAGCAAUAAUGGUAAUGUGUAAUAUAACCUGUUUCCUUUUUAAUAUCUUCUUUAGCAUUGUGAAUAUUGUCGUUUUUACCGUUUGUAUAGGUAAAAUAUAUCAACUUUGUCAUAGAGUUCAGGAGGAAAACCUAGUCGUAAUACGUAAAUUAGGAUUUCAAAUUACUGCAAAGUAUUCACUGGGAAAGAUUGCCACAUAUAUUCCUUAUGAGAAAGUACAAAAAAUAUUUAUAAAUGAAGUUAUCGCAAGACACAGAGUAAAAUACAUACUUACAUUGCUUACAAAAGACAGUGACAAUGUAUUCAAGCUGGUUCCUUUAUUUAGAGAUACAGAACCACGACUUGCAUGUUUAAAAAUAAUCUACAGAAGCCUGGUAUUGUUGAAAAAUAAUCAACCAGAAAACAGCUAAUUGUAGAGCUUUAUUUACAAAUUGCCACAUUCCAAAUAAGUUUUUUUACAAAAUAG
Molecule: messenger RNA, 1398 nt
Organism: Cylas formicarius (sweet potato weevil)
Lineage: Eukaryota; Metazoa; Arthropoda; Insecta; Coleoptera; Brentidae
Product: phosphatidylinositol N-acetylglucosaminyltransferase subunit H-like
Exons: 4
Coding region: 788-1342 (184 amino acids)
Biological process (GO): GPI anchor biosynthetic process
Cellular component (GO): glycosylphosphatidylinositol-N-acetylglucosaminyltransferase (GPI-GnT) complex
Source: RefSeq, a predicted model, not a curated record